Exophiala aquamarina CBS 119918 is the source of this 2448-nucleotide messenger RNA. RefSeq lists its product as uncharacterized. Gene Ontology annotation, cellular component: microtubule; membrane; cytoplasm. The transcript has 3 exons. Gene Ontology annotation, molecular function: microtubule binding; GTPase activity; GTP binding. The record is from RefSeq and is a predicted model, not a curated record. Lineage: Eukaryota; Fungi; Ascomycota; Eurotiomycetes; Chaetothyriales; Herpotrichiellaceae. The coding region runs from base 1 to 2448 and encodes 815 amino acids.
AUGGCAGUCGAAACGACCGACUAUUACGAUAAAUCUGAUCAGCUACCGUUGCAAGUCAUGCAGCUCCAGUCCAAGGACCACGAAGAAAUCCUCAACGUCAUAGAUCAGCUGAGGUCGGAAGGCAUUGGCAGAUAUAUCAAUUUACCGCAACUGAUCGUAUGCGGGGACCAGUCUUCUGGCAAGAGCUCUGUGCUGGAGGCUAUUUCAGGACUAGGGUUCCCAAUCAAAGACAACCUUUGCACGCGGUUUGCUACCGAACUCAUUCUAAGAAGGUCCCCAAACUUGAGCGUCAUCGCGUCAAUCCAUCCAGACGAAGAUCGGCCAGUUGCAGAGAAAGCGCGCAUCCGACAAUUCAAAUCGUCAACGGUUGAUCUCAGGCAAUUUGCAGCUAUCGUCAAUGAAGCUGAAAAACAUAUUGGCGUAGGUCAAGACGGUCAUGCUUUUUCAAAGGACAUUCUUCGAGUGGAGGUCUCAGGUCCCACACAGCCUCACCUCACCUUGGUCGAUCUCCCAGGUCUCUACCAUGCCCAUGACGAAUUCCAAAGUGCUGAAGGAGUUGAUUUUGUGGAGUCUUUAGUGCUGUCCUAUAUACAGAAUGAACGAAGUGUUAUUCUGGCAGUCAUCUCCGCUAAGAGCGAUAUAGCACUGCAAAAAGUCACCGCCUUCACCCGUAAGGUCGAUCCAAAAGGCAAUCGAACGAUGGGCAUCAUUACCAAGCCAGAUACCCUCCCUGAAGACUCUGACAUGGAAAGAUCUUUCCUCCAGCUGGCCAUGAAUAAGCGUGUACCUUUCCGGCUCGGUUGGCAUGCGCUUAGAAAUCGAGACCACAAAGAACGUCACUUCUCACUCGACCAGCGACGUGAGAAAGAGCUCGAGUAUUUCGCAAGCGGUAUAUGGGCGUCGUUGCGACGUUCUUCAGUCGGCAUUGAUUCACUGACACCGAGAUUAAGUACUGUUUUGAGAGAUCAUAUCCUUUCUGAACUUCCAGGACUUAUUGCCGAAACCCAACAGUCCAUACGCGAAACUGCCACCAACCUAGAAAGACUAGGAGAAUCUCGGCAAACAAUAGCCGACCAACGGCGUUAUCUCCUACAUAGUAGUGAGAAAUUCACUACUCUAAUGGCUGAUUCUAUUAACGGGUUCUACAUUGACUCUUUUUUUGGCGAUGCGAUGGAGGUUGAGGGUUAUCAGAGAAGGCUUCGAGCCAUAUUCCAAAAUCGUCUCUCCGAUUUCAGUGAAACAUUGGAAAGGCAGGGGAUGCAAAGAACAAUUGUAGAGGACGAAGAAGAAGACAAACCACCUAACAUUAGCAGCUCCUGGAUUCUCCGCUCCUCAUUUGUUAGCGAGGUUAUUGAGCGUAUGCGACGAAGUCGUGGGCGGGAACUUCCUGGUACCUUCAACCCCCUGAUCGUCGGCGAUCUGUUCUACCUACAAUCCCGGCCGUGGGAGUCCAUUACGAGAGUGUGUAUUGAUCAGUUGCUUGGAGAUGUGCAGCGAGCUAUCUUGCCAAUGUUACGGUACGUCCUGGAUGAAGUUACCCUCACUGGGCUUCGAGACCACGUCCUUAACCCAGCUCUCGAUGAAAUUGAGAAAGCUAUGAGACGAAAGUCCGAGGAACUUCUUAAACCUCAGCAAGCAGGACACCCCAUUACGUAUAAUCACUACUUCACUGAUAACGUACAAAAAGCUCGAGCGGACCACCUUCGUAAAUCCAUGACAGAAAGACUGAAGAAAUUCUUUGAUAGUCAAAACCCUUAUGAAGAAUCUGCGCAUCGGCAAUGGUGGUUUCGAAUGGACCAUUUAAUUGAUGCUUUAACAGUGAAAAGUAACGCCGAUAUGGAACACUUUGCCGCUUCCGAAGCCGUGGACUGUAUGCAAGCAUACUACAAGGUCGCGAGAAAAAAAUUCGUAGAUGAUUUCAGUAUCCUCGCUGUCGAGAAAUGUCUUCUGGAGCCUUUAGCAGUCAUAUUCUCGCCACACGUUGCAGACAGACUGGCAGAUGACGUUAUCGGACUGAUUGCAUCAGAAGAUACAAGCACGAAAAAUGAGCGUGGACACCUUCAGGAGAAACUGACCAGGAUGCAGGACUGUAUGAAUAAGCUUCGUCGACUGGACCGAUACAACCUAUCUGCUUCGAGAAUCAUUAGCGGAGUUCUGGAUCACGAUUCUGCCGAUUUGGCUUCUGGUGGCCACGACCACGACAACGUCGAAGUGGAGAAUCAAGGAGAAGAGCCUGAUGAUCUAAUAGUGGGUGCGGAAACGGAUUGUAAUCGGAGCGAGAAGGCCGAGGAAAUACCAUUUGACUCGACCUCCAUAGGUCCGCGGCCGAGUUUGGUAAGGGACUUGAUAUCAUCUUUCAAAGGCGAGGUUGAAGAGCCGCCUUCGUCAGCCUCCCGGACGAGGAAAAAGAAAGCCCAACAGCAGAAAUCAUUGUGGGAAGAUGUCUAA